Molecule: messenger RNA, 5457 nt
Organism: Helicoverpa armigera (cotton bollworm)
Lineage: Eukaryota; Metazoa; Arthropoda; Insecta; Lepidoptera; Noctuidae
Exons: 1
Coding region: 1-5457 (1818 amino acids)
Biological process (GO): DNA integration
Molecular function (GO): nucleic acid binding
Source: RefSeq, a predicted model, not a curated record
AUGGUUAUCACACGUAGCCAGAGUGACUUGACGGAGUUGGAGGAGCAGAGGCGGGCCUCUGAACGACGAGACCCGGGCCUGCUCGCAUCGCUGCAGCGUCGGGAAGCGGAGAGGAUAGCUAGGGAGCGGAUGCGUCGCCUCUCCAUGGACCCGCCGGCAUCACCGCAGGUAGAACAAUCCACUUUAUUAGCCACUGAGCAUGCUGUCGCUGGACCUUCAUCUAGGUCAGUGAGGUCGACUACCAGCGCGACCACGCGCUUAAGGCUUGCCGAGUUAGAGGCAGCUGAAAAGCUGGCUGCUCUCACCCGUCGAGAGCUGGAAAUGGAAGCUGAGCUGGUGAAAAAGCGGCUUGCCGCUGAAGUAUCUGUAAUUCAGGACGAUCAGGAGAGCGUGCAGGACGAGGCCCUGCACGAUGAUCACCAGCACCAGCAUAAUAAGGUAAGCCAGUGGCUGAAUACCCAUACCCCCGCUGCACGGGGGGAGGGGGCCGCACAUACUGCGGAAGAACACAGACCAGCGCGAGAUGAACGGCCGCGGGAGAGGUCGCCGUCUAGAAAUAGAAAUAGUAUAGAUCAACUUGCUGUAACAUUGGAAAAGAUGGCGCGCCCUCGGCUGAGGCAUACGGACCUGCCGGCGUUCUCUGGAACGGUGAGUGAGUGGCUUGCAUUCAAGGCAGCCUUCAAUGAUACUACCAAUAUGUAUACAGUGUCCACGGCUGAGAACCUUCAGCGGCUCAGGACGUGCCUCAAGGGCGAGGCACGGGAGGCGGUAGCAGCACUGCUGCAUACAGCAACUGAUCCGGCUGUAAUAAUGAGAACGCUGGAACAGUGUUUUGGUCGGCCAGAAAUGAUUAUCGACAAGGCGCUGGACGAGUUGAAACGCGUGCCGCGGCCCGGAUCUUCGGCGGCAGAGUUAAAUAGCUUUGCAGUUAAGGUACAAAAUACAAUAUGCACACUCAAAGCCAUUGAUCGUCGCGGAUAUCUAUAUAAUCCGUUACUUACAAGGGAAAUUUUGGAGAAGCUGUCACCACACCUGAGAUCGAGAUGGUGUGACUUCGCCUGCGAUAACGAGGGUACUGCGGAGCCAGAGAUAUGUAGCCUAGCACGUUUUUUGAUGCGCGAGGCGGACAGGGCGCUGAGAUAUACUUACUCAACAGUAGCGAGCGCCUCGACUGCCGGUCAGAAACGGGAGGUCCGGCCUGCAGCAUCUAAGUUCCCAGUCGCCGGCAAGAAAAAGCAAGGUGCAGUAUAUGCCGCUAUUGAGACAGCGGCCGAUCAAUGUUUCCUAUGUAAAGAAAACCACGCGCUGACACAGUGCCCCAAAUAUAAGGCCAUGGAUAUAGGCCAGCGCUGGGAGUUUGUUAAAGAAAACGGCAUUUGCUUUAAAUGCGCCGUCAAGAAACAUCGGCGCAUCUUAUGCCGGGCAAAGCCGUGCGGCCAGAACGAGUGCCGCCGGCCGCAUCACGUGACCUUACACUCCGAUCCUCCUGCCAAGAAGGAGGAAACAGUCACACCCAAGACACAGGCGGAGGAAGCAGUAAUGUCGGUAGCCAACCGAGCCGCCGCCGACAAUAGGGCCGUCCUGUUGAAGAUGUGCCCCGUGGUCAUAGGAGGACCACGGGGGGAGGUAAGGACCCACGCGCUCCUCGAUGAAGGAGCAACUAUCACAUUAAUUGACAGCAGCCUGGCAGAAAGUAUUGGCGCAGAAGGCACCGUGCGGCCACUGCACAUCUGCGGCGUCAACAUGUCCUCGCAGGAGGAGGACAGCCAGGUGGUCACCAUUAAGAUAAGAGGGGUGGGCAAGGAGUGCUCGCCCCACCAGCUUCAAGCAAGGACAAUUAAGGAUCUGAAGCUGCAUCAGCAAACAGUGCCGGCGUCGCUGCUUGGUUAUAAGCACCUGCGGGACCUGCCGGCAAAUGAGGUUUGUUACGCGCCUACACGUCCAGGAGUAUUGAUUGGAACGGAUCACUGGGAACACAUUGUCUCGCGAGAACUCCGGGUCGGAGGUCCGAACCAACCUGCUGCAUCAAGAACACAGCUGGGUUGGGUGGUGCAUGGAACAGCACCUCGGACGCUCGUGGCCACUGAAGGUGGAGUGCUACAUAUUCAUGAACGAGACAUGAAAGGUGAUAAUCAACUUCAUGAACUUGUGGAGGCGCAUUUUAAAAUCGAGGCCCUAGGUGUCACUCACAAGCCAAGAGUGAGCGACGCGGACCGUCGAGCACAGGCCAUCGUGGAGGCCACAACCACAGCCAUCGAGGGCGGCUACCAAGUGGGGCUGCCGUGGCGAGAAGACGCAGUGUCCAUGCCGCCUAGCUAUAAGGCGGCACUACGAAGACUGAUCAAAAUUGAACAGAAGAUGGACGCCGCGCCUGAAUUCGCGGUGCAAUAUACAUCGCAGAUAGAUAACCUACUGGAUAAAGGUUAUGCAGUGCCAUGCGACGGGACGGAGAAGGCCAGCCCCAAGUGCUGGUACCUUCCACACUUCGCGGUGCAGAACCCAAACAAGCCAGGUAAGCAAAGACUUGUGUUUGAUGCAGCAGCCCGAAGCAAUGGUGUGUGUCUUAACGACGCACUCCUGGAAGGCCCCGAUUUACUGCUCUCCCUCCCAGGCAUUAUAUUCAGAUUUCGAGAGAAGGCUGUGGCCAUCACAGCUGAUAUCCAAGAGAUGUUCUUGCGUAUAAAAAUACGCCCCGAAGAUCAGCCAGCUCAGCAGUUCCUCUGGAGAGGAAAGGACAGGAGCAGCCCGCCUCGAGAAUACAAGAUGACAAGUAUGAUAUUCGGCGCGGCGAGCUCUCCAUUCAUGGCGCAUUAUGUGCGCAACCACAAUGCUGAGCUGCAUGGCGAGGAGUGCCCGCUGGCACUAGACGCCAUCACACGCCAUCAUUACAUGGACGAUUUGGUGGUAAGUUAUGAUAACGCCGACGAGGCACACACUGCAGUACAAGAGUUACAGAAAGUACACGCCGUCGCCGGGUUCACGCUAAGAGGAUGGAGCUCCAACGAUCCAGGAGUUCUGCGCAGCGUACCUUCAGAGCUGCACACUACUGCACCUACACAACUGGGUGGUGAGUUGCCUGCCAGCAAAAUAUUAGGCCUAUACUGGAGCGCUGAACGUGACGAGCUCGGGUUCAACACUGCAAUGAACCGAGUGCCAGCCGAGGUGCGCAACCGAAAGCGCGCACCAACGAAGAGAGAGGCUUUGAGCGCAGUCAUGUCAAUCUAUGACCCGCUUGGGCUUCUAAGUCACUACACAGUAAGGGCGAAGAUUAUCCUUCAGAACCUAUGGAGGCUCCAAAUGUCUUGGGACGACUCCAUUCCACAAGAGGACAAUGAACAGUUCUCGGAAUGGUUGUCGCAACUGUCAAACCUAACCGAUUUAAAGCUGCCCAGGUGCUACGAGACAACCCACCAUGAUGAGCGUGAACUGCAUGUGCUGUGUGACGCCAGCGAGCAGGCAUACGCUGCUGUGGCGUACUGGCGGAUGCCGAACAAGGACGGCGCCGCAGACGUCGUGCUGGUCGCUGCCAAGGCCAAGGUGGCGCCGCGGAAGGCGCAGACCAUACCGCGCUUGGAGCUGCAAGCCGCGGUCAUAGGGGCCAGGCUAGCCGAAGCUAUAAGAAAAGAGCAUCGGCUUAACAUAACAAGAACCGUCUACUGGACGGACUCAACCACAGUCGUGCACUGGAUACAGCACGACGCGCGGCGAUACACGCCCUUCGUCGCGCAUCGCCUCGGCGAGAUCGCCGAGCUAACUUCAAAGGAAGAAUGGCGUUGGCUUCCAACGCAACUUAACGUGGCGGAUGACGCCACACGUUUAACUGACGCACCCAUUGGUGCAAGUGAUAGAUGGUUUCAGGGUCCGAGUUUCCUCCAGAGCGGCGAGCACUGCUGGCCUUGCCGAGCCAGCCCCGAAGAUGACGACGAGCACGAGACGCUGCACGUCGCCGAGGCCCCUGCAAGCUGGCUGCCUAACCCAGCCCGCUUCUCCCGCUACAACGUGCUGGUGAGGGCCACGGCGAGGGCGCUCUUGUUCGUUGACAAGUGUCGGCGCGCCGCCACCACGCUCGAGCUCCGCCACAUUGAACGAGCGGAGAAGGAGCUGCUGCGACGCUCCCAAGAAGAGAGCUUCGCGGACGAGAUGGCGCGCAUGCAGUCGGCGCGUCCCCUGCCACGGACGAGCCGGCUGUACAAGCUGGAUCCCGUCAUGGAGGACGGGCUACUCCGGGUGCGAGGCCGCAUCGAGGCGGCUACUGCACCAGCCGAAACCAAACGGCCAGUCAUACUGGACGGCCGUCACCCACUAACUAAGCUUUUAGUACAGAAGGAGCAUUGUGCUGCGGGUCACGCCAACAGGGAGCGCGUGACCAACGACCUGCGGCAGCGCUACUGGGUGCUGCGACUGCGCCCUACCGUGCGCGCCGUCGAGGCCAGCUGCGCUUUCUGCCGGCGCAGACGCGCCGUGCCCCGGCCGCCAGCUACAGGCGACCUGCCCCGUGCCCGCCUGGACCCGUUCCACCGCCCGUUCACCAACUGCGGGGUGGACUACUUCGGGCCCAUGAACGUCAAGGUGGGCCGUCGCCGAGAGAAGAGGUGGGGCGCGCUCUUCACGUGCCUGACGUGUCGCGCUGUCCACCUUGAGCUGGUGGCUUCCCUGUCAACGGACUCUGCCAUCAUGGCGCUGCGCCGCAUGGCUGCGCGCAGGGGAUGGCCGAGCAUCAUGUACUCCGACAACGGCACCAACUUCAGAGGUGCCGACGCCGAGCUUCGAGCAGCAUACAACGAGUGGUUGCCGGCCCUGAAAGAAGUAGGGCUGGCGGCCAAGAUGGAGUGGCGGUUCAUACCGCCUGGCGCGCCGAACCAGGGAGGCGCCUGGGAGAGGAUGGUGCGAACCGUCAAGUCGGCUCUCGGCACCACGCUCCACGAGAGGGCGCCCUCCGAAGAAGUCCUGCUGACCCUGCUGACUGAGGCAGAGUUCGCAGUCAACGCGCGCCCCCUGACUCACGUGAGCGUGAAUCCCCUCGACCCCGAGGCGCUCACCCCCAACCACUUCCUGUUGGGCUCAUCAACGGGCCUGCCCACUACGGGCCCAUGCGACGAGGCGGACCGCAGAACCUGGCGGGCCGCUCAAGCGCUCGCUGACCGGUUCUGGGCGCGCUGGGUGCGCGAGUAUCUACCCUUGCUCGCGCCCCGAGGCGAGCCCCAGAACAACGAGCGACCACUGCAGACCGGCGACGUGGUUCUCAUCGCCGACGGGACGCUGCCGCGUAACGUCUGGCCGAUGGGGAUCGUCGAGCGCACACAUCCUGGACCUGACGGCGGCAUCAGAGUCGCCGAGGUGCGGACACGAACGGGAGUCUUCCGGCGCCCAGUCAGCAAGCUCGUCGUCCUCGUGAAGGAGGAGGCUACGCGUGCUGCGCCGGGGGGAGAGCUGUUGCGGACGCCGAGCCUGCAGUAG